GCCUUGCUAACUACCUUUCAGCAAGGGGUUAAACUCAAUUAGUGAAAUAUCUUUCUGUAUAGAUGGGUAAAGGCUGAGAAGUUUAGAUGAAAGCAAUUGAAUGUACUUUCCUUGAUGAGUAGAUACGCUUAGUUCGUUAGUUAUUGCUAGUUACCUGUGAGGAACUAUGACUGUAGGAAGGAAGCUGACAAUGACGUAUCAUAUUGAGAGGAUGGUCACACCUCUCUGUGACCCCAGCAGCGAAUUCAGUGGAUUAUUGCUCUGUCACAAUGUCAUUUACCCGGAAGACAAACACUCUAAUGGCCAGGGACAAGUAGCAUGACACUCACGGUGGGAGGAGGAACUUUACACUUGCUGCCCGACUCUCCAGCUCAGCUCAGGCCUGUAAAGGAUGCAGCAGCUGAGGCUGAGUGAAUCGGACCAGGGCCUCAAAGACGUGUGUCACUGUCUAAUUUCCUUUGGACGAGCUAAUGCAACAUCUACUGACAUAUUUGUGUUUCCUCCCAGUUCUGGCCCCCAACCACGGUUCCGCUGCCGUCAGCAGGAAGUGCGGCUCCAUUUACAGGGGCUUCUCCCAGUGUCUCCUGGCCCUGGGGGACAGCAUGUCGGAGAGCCUGCAGUGGGGCGAAGACACCCAGGAGAUUGACGGCGUGUGCAGGUCCUGGGAUGAGUUUCACACCUGUGUGAACGUGGUGCUAGCAGGGUGCCCAGAUGAGGCGGCUGCAGUGUGGGAAUCGCUGCGGCAAGAGUCCAAGAAGAUGCAGUUCUCAGGGAACCUGUAUGAUAUGUGUGCCAACCGUGCCCAGCCCACUGCCAGUAUGCAGAGCCCACCCAGCCAGCAGGAGACCAAUCAGGAAUCUCUGAAAGGCCACGCCCCCCAGGAUGACCACACCCACCUCGUGCUGCUCGCCGCGUGUCUCCUCUGUCUGUGGUUACCUCUGUCAAGCUUCUAGCCGAACCACCGCAAAGGAGGGAAGGCUGGGGUCUGCUCAGAGAGGAGCGCAGAUGGACAGCCAUAGGGAGGGCCAUGCAGUUUUGGUCUUGUGUCAGGUUUCCAGCACUGAGCAUGUGCGAUGUACCUCCUCGCCUUGGAGAGACAUCAGUCGAGCAACUCCAGUAACACCAGCUCAGUCACAUCUACACACUCAUACAGACACACACAGCUUACUCUCUUCCUAUCUAGUUUUGUCCAUGAUGGACCACUUGUCUGGAAAGUUGAGCUCUUGGAUGGAUGAAGAGGGAGAAAAAAAAAAUCACGAUGGGGGAGGGGCAUUGUGGGGAGAAUUCUGGGUAAUUUCACAAAAGCCUGAGUCAGAUCCAGAGCCCAAAUUAAGCUGCCAGACAUUCAAAACAAGGCUGUAAAAAAUGAUCUGCCAAACGUGCGCUUUCAAUAGAUACAUUUUUCAUUCUAGUAUUUUUUGAGUAUCUUAUUUCGGCGCCGAUCUCUGAGAGAUGGCAGAAAAUUAUUAUUUUUAGGAAAUUAUCCCAUUUUCGUGUUAAAUUUAUAACUCUCCUGCAAUCAGUGCGAAAUGGAAUUUAUUACUGCAGAGCCCUCAGACAAUGGGCUGCACGUGCAGGUCAUUACAUCACAUCUGAGGUGGUGUUCAUGCUCUCAUCAGUGUAACAGUGAGGCCACUUUAAGCACAGAACUGUAAAUAUCAUACAUGGAGGUUUUUAUGUAUGUGAUUUUAAAAAAUAUCUAUGGCAAAAUCCCACAAUUAGCUUUAUGUCUGUUGUUUUUGCCAAACACUGUUGUUCAUUUCAUCUUUUACAUUUGUGACGCUCCUUACGUCUCCUACCUGUUUUUGUAGAAUUUGUGUUUGUCUGACUUCUGUGUCAGAUAUUGGUGUGACAUUUCAGUGAUGACAGUCCACGGAAGACACCUUUUUUUGCAUGAAAGACAGCAAAGCUUCAUAAAAGGUAAUUAUAUUGCAAUAACAUUUAAGUGUAUUUUUGUCUAUAGAUAUGUAGUAAAAAUACAAUUUAAUGCUAAAUAUAAUUACAGCUAAUACAAAAAUAUUGAUAUAUUGGUAUGUUGUCAUCAAUAAAUUAUGUUAUUUGUUAGUAUGUGUCUGUGUAAAUGUCAUGGGCCUUUUCCACUGCAUCCUAACUCAUGUGAUUUACUUUGGUUUGUCGGGCAUGAAAAGAAUAAGCUCAGCUUCAUUUGUCAUAAAGAAGAUCGACUUUAUAAAAAGCAGGCAGUCCUUCCUGGUGAUAUUUGUUAUCGCACAGUAUCCUCCUCCUUUUGUCAAAACGGAAGAAAUGAAACAGUUGUGUAAGUAAAGGUAGAGCAAAGCAUUUUUCAUACACAGAUUCAUGUUUUUUUUCUUGCACUUAAACUGACUAGAAUUUAUAAUGUUUUGGGGAGAUUUGAAAUGAAGUUUUAUAUGUGGUAGAUAUUUUUCUGUAUGUUAAUCAUGCAUGCAGCACAAAUAUUUCUAAUAAAAGGAGAAAAAAAUCAUUUGAGAUCAAUCUAUUACUCAGAUCCUCCAUGUCUUACAGAAACAGCCGUCAGUCGAGGCUCCCCAGACAAAAUGUGAUAA
Molecule: messenger RNA, 2543 nt
Organism: Brienomyrus brachyistius
Lineage: Eukaryota; Metazoa; Chordata; Actinopteri; Osteoglossiformes; Mormyridae
Gene: nrn1la
Product: neuritin 1-like a
Biological process (GO): neuron projection extension; nervous system development
Cellular component (GO): plasma membrane
Source: RefSeq, a predicted model, not a curated record